AUACAGAGUCCGUGACUGGCUUUAACAUCUUGUAUGUAUGACUGGAUAUUGUUAUCCUUUUUGGCAGCCCUGCAGGUUCUACAGUUGUGCACGUUACCCAUCACUAGUUCACCAAGAUUUAAACACGUAAAUCCGGAUUUAGUGGAAGUCAGUUGUAAAGAAGGAAAAAACAUUGUUUUGGGAACGUGGCUUAGACAUCAAAGCACCGUCAAUGGCGGAUUAAUUCCUAAUCCCAAAAGUGUAGCAGCAAAGGGUGAUUCCUGUUGUUCAUUGUGCUUUUCAACCGUGAGAAAAGAUUCUAGUGUGUGUGUGUUAACAGAAGGCAACAAUAUUACAUACAUUGUGCAAAUUCUACUUCGUGUUACAAUUCUGUCGCAACCAACAACCAGCAGCCUAACACACAGGGUAACUGCGUGUCAUGGAAGUGAUAUUUAUCUGAUCUGUAACGUAGAAAGUUCUUCCCUGGUAUCGAUAAAAUGGCGAAGAAAGUGGGACCACUUAAUCUUUCAUGGACAGUCUUUGUUAAUUUCCGGCGCUCAGAGGGAAGAUGAAGGCAUUUACUCGUGUGAAGCAGAAGAUGAUAGAGGUCAUAUUGUAAAAAGGGACGUCAUUCUGCUCGUUCAAACUCUGCCUUUGAACUCAGUGCCAAAUAGUGAGGUUAAUGUAACCAUUGAAGCAGAUUGGAUUCUACGAUGCAUUGUGGAGAGGUUUCCUGUUCCGGAUGUAUUGUGGUUCAAAGAUAAUACUACUUUUGAUGAAAAAGUAUAUCCAUAUUAUAAUAUAUCAAUAGAGAAGACUGAAAAUUGUACAGUAUUUGCCACGUUAAAAGCAAUCCCAAGUUUCACGACUGAGGCCAUAAAUAAUACCAGUUAUGAAAAUUACACUUGCGAAGCCACCAACAAAUAUGGCACCGUUCUGGCCUAUCUUCAGUUAACUGAUGUCAACGGUGUUACUUCUAACGUAACAGUCAGGAAUACAGAGGAAAAGACUAAACCUAAUAAAUUCAACGUGACAGGGUUCAUUGUUGGGAUGCUGCCUCCUCUUUUUAUUUCCUUCUAUAUCAUCCUGAAACUUGGCAAUCGUUCUCGUUAUGCUGAGGAACGCGCUGAGGAACAGGGUAUACGCGAGGAGCCGUUUUUUGUUAGUUACUAAGGGUGUAAGUUCAAAAUUGUAGAUAUGCUCUGAAUAAAGAAGAUGACCGCUUGAUAUAACUCAGACAUUUGGAAGUAGAGAAAGUCAUCGGAAU
Molecule: messenger RNA, 1246 nt
Organism: Limulus polyphemus (Atlantic horseshoe crab)
Lineage: Eukaryota; Metazoa; Arthropoda; Merostomata; Xiphosura; Limulidae
Product: lachesin-like
Exons: 6
Coding region: 34-1152 (372 amino acids)
Biological process (GO): homophilic cell-cell adhesion
Cellular component (GO): plasma membrane
Source: RefSeq, a predicted model, not a curated record